AUUGUUUUGAAGGAUGCACACUCCCCAGCGGAAGUCGUCUGGAGCCAUGCUGAAUGUUUACACUCUCACAGAUCACAGCUGAAGAAGAUCGUGAGAAGUUGCUGAUCUCUGGGUUGUGGAGCUGGAUCCUCGCAUGUUGUGUUGUCCCAGUCUCCAGUGAUGAAACUGAAAGAGUUGGAGAGCUGUCUUCAGCAGGUGGACGGGUUUGACGAACCAAAGAUCCUUCUCGAGCAGUAUCCAACCAGUCCUCAUAUUGCAGCAUGCAUGCUUUACACUAUCCAGAACACAUUUGAGGACAUUGAGGGCAGACUGGUGGCAGAUCUGGGAUGUGGCUGUGGUGUCCUCAGCAUCGGAGCUGCGAUGCUAGAUGCAGGUUUGUGCGUUGGCUUCGACAUUGACGAGGAUGCACUGGAAAUAUUCAGAAGAAAUGCAGAGGAAUUUGAGAUUUCCAACGUGGAUCUGGUCCAGUGUGAUCUCUGCUCUCUGGACCCAGAUGCUUACGCCUCAAAGUUUGACACCGUAAUAAUGAAUCCACCGUUUGGGACAAAACACAACCAAGGGAUGGACAUGAAGUUCCUAAAGGCUGCUUUAACAAUGGCAAAGACAGCAGUGUACUCACUUCAUAAAACAACAACACGAGAACACAUACAAAAGAAGGCUAAGGACUGGGGAGUUAAGAUGGAAGUAAUCGCAGAGCUGAGAUAUGACUUGCCAGCAUCUUAUAAGUUCCACAAAAAGAAAUCGGUCGACAUCCAGGUGGAUUUCCUUCGAUUCUCCAAAGCCUGAAGCUUUCACUGGAAUGGAUUUAAGUUGUCUCUGCAUUUUAACUGUUUAUAAUAAAUGUUUCCACAAAAGAAAAAA
Messenger RNA from Hippoglossus stenolepis (Pacific halibut), 861 nucleotides. RefSeq names its product methyltransferase 5, N6-adenosine (gene mettl5). Gene Ontology annotation, biological process: rRNA methylation. NCBI's taxonomy places the organism in Eukaryota, Metazoa, Chordata, Actinopteri, Pleuronectiformes, Pleuronectidae. Bases 160 to 786 code for a protein of 208 amino acids. The record is from RefSeq and is a predicted model, not a curated record. Gene Ontology annotation, molecular function: nucleic acid binding; rRNA (adenine-N6-)-methyltransferase activity. The transcript has 7 exons.